AUGCUGCUCGUUCUCUCGCUCCUCUUGGUACCUGUGCUGGCUCAAAGGCCUAGCAAUGCCUCACUAUGCGACUAUUAUGCCAUACAAUUAUUCGGCGCGAAUACGACCAGUAGUCAGUUUAGUCUAGUGCAAAAUAUCGUCGCUCUCGCAUUUGCUGGGGGGUCGGGCGUCGCAAACGCAUCUUCAGCUCUUACUGGAAAUUUCAAUCCUGGAUCUUUCCUCAACCCAGUAACAUCGCAAGAUAUCAACGUCGAUUUAAGACCUUGGUUCAAUGGAAGUAUUGACUCUACGAACGUGAAUGGCGACCCUUCCACGGUCAACUGGCUUGAUGGAGGAGGACAGGCUCCAUUGACAGCAUAUCUUUCCGGGAAAACAUCGAGCAUUGUACUCGGAAACACUACAAAUGAAUAUCAAUUAUUCAAUCACUGGCUCUCAGCCUUUAGCCACAUCUUUGGCUGCACAAUUCCUCCUCCUUUACCACCAUCAACUGGGCCCAUCUUGAAUUUGGCUUACGUUCACAAGUUCAUGGACCUCAAUCAAACAGACAUCGGGUAUUUUAUCGACCAACUCGCGCUUUCAGCAGCACACUUUGGAUUUUCACAGCAGGACAGUAGCUCGCUGUCUACACAAUUGAAUGCCAAAUACAACGUCCGAUGCUCGCCGCCCGUUGGCACACAAUUAUAUAGCCUUUGUCAGGAUGAGACCUGCCCACUGGAUCCAAGUCCAGACUGUGCUGCGUACGUGGAUCUUGGUCCGAGUGGAGUAGUUUCUUCUGGGCCUGCACCAAGCUCUACAUCAGCACAAUUCACCCCCUCGACUGUCGCCACCCCAUCUGCAACACAUUCCCCUACCACGACAGCUACGUCCUCUCCGACUUCAACUCAGACUUCAGCCCCUCCAUCUUCAUCUACCCUUACUUCUGGAGCUAUUGCUGGUAUUGCGAUAGGUGGCGGAGCUUUGAUCUUCGCAUUCAUUCUGGCGCUUGUAUAUUUGCUUAAGAAGAAGAAUAAAGUUGAAGCUUCAGUCUACGAACCUAGUCCUUCAAAUCCGAGUUACAUCACCCCUGCACGUACGGACCCACAUUCGAGUUAUCAUUCAAACCAGAUAGUGCAAGGAUGGAAUGGACCACCAAUACCAGAGAUGGAAAGUCCCGGGAGCCCGGAUCCUUAUCAGCAUUUUAGUCCGUAG
Messenger RNA from Mollisia scopiformis, 1188 nucleotides. RefSeq lists its product as uncharacterized. Lineage: Eukaryota; Fungi; Ascomycota; Leotiomycetes; Helotiales; Mollisiaceae. The transcript is spliced from 2 exons. The coding region runs from base 1 to 1188 and encodes 395 amino acids. The record is from RefSeq and is a predicted model, not a curated record.